Messenger RNA from Anoplophora glabripennis (Asian longhorned beetle), 927 nucleotides. Its product is annotated as chymotrypsinogen A-like. The transcript has 5 exons. The record is from RefSeq and is a predicted model, not a curated record. Bases 16 to 927 code for a protein of 303 amino acids. Gene Ontology annotation, biological process: proteolysis. NCBI's taxonomy places the organism in Eukaryota, Metazoa, Arthropoda, Insecta, Coleoptera, Cerambycidae. Gene Ontology annotation, molecular function: serine-type endopeptidase activity.
AACAUUUUGUACAGCAUGAAAUAUUUUGCGUCUUGUAUUUUUUUACUACUCCUUUGCACUGCAAAUGGGCAAACAUUCGACGACAGUAGUCUAUGGGAUAAUCUACCCAGAGAUUGUGGUGAGACAAGAUUUGAUGAUAUCGUUACGGAAACAGUAAAAGACCGGAUUAUCACUGGCGCCGAGGCUAAACUUGGACAAUUUCCUUGGAUGGCUCGAAUAGGAAUCAAACUUGGAGAUGGUUCCAAGUUUUUUGGCUGUGGAGGGUCUCUUAUUACCAAGAUUUUCGUUGUUUCAGCUGCGCAUUGUGGAGAACGGGCUAAUAUAGUUAGACUUGGUCAGACGUACGAAACGAACGGCACCGAAUGCGACGAGAAAUGCAACUGUGCUCCGCCCUACCAGGAUAUCGAAAUAAAGAACUACAUAUUCGAGGACUUCUGCCGAAUGUCGGCACGUAAUGAUCUAAUGUUAUAUGAACUAACGAAACCAGCUGAGCUUAAUGAUUAUGUGCAACCAAUUUGUCUUCCCCGCAUCUCCAUUCCAUUAAGUAGUCUCGUUGGGGAAAACGUAGUUACAGGGGGAUGGGGUAUACAAAUUGCAACUGACCCAAAGAGUACCCCUCAAAACUUAAUGUAUAUCGUUGUUCCCGUAGAAAAUAUCAAAAAAUGCAUACCAUUAUAUGAAGGAUUCGACAGACAGACACAGUUUUGCUUAAGUAAUCCCAAUGAUAAGAACGUGUGCAGUGGAGAUUCUGGUUCAGCCGCAGUAAAAUUUAUAAAAAUUAAUGGUACGACAAGAGCCCAUUUAAUUGGAAUUACUUCCUAUGGGAAAGAGAACUGUAAUUUAUCCCCUGUGUUUACAUUUGUCGAGUACUAUCUCGGCAGUAUUUUGAGACAUGUUAAUAAUCGCCAUAACAAAGAUUUAUUCUAA